CGCCAUCAGCUGGCGGGAUUGCAACAGUUGUUCUAUUUUGUAAAUAAACACAUUUUCCAUGUUAUGAAGCAAAAAUGCUUCGAAAUGGUAGAAAUCAAGCCAAAGUGGUAUAUGAAACACUUAUAAAACAAAUAACAAGGCAACAACCCCGACAUGGAAUGGCCACAAGCACAAAUAAGAAAUCGGAGAAGAUUAACAAAACUGGAAGUGAACUGCCGCUGCCAGAUGAAACUUUAAAUGCAAAUUAUUUGGCACGAACAUUAGGCAGCAAUUAUCGCAUUUGGUCCGCUGCCUUGGAAAAGCAUCCCGAAUUGAAAACCUUAAAACGCAAGGAUUUCAUGAACUCAUACGACACCCUAAAAUCCUUGGCAUAUAGCGUAGAUGACAUUGUUGCACGACCUAUGAUCAUCUAUUAUGGAGCCUCAACUUUGUCUAAUCGUCAUAGUGUACUGCUGGAGUGUGGAUUUCAACAAGUCACCAUACAAACAUUGGCCAAAUAUGUGACGGUUAUUAAUAAGCCCAUCAAUAUGCUGAAAUCCCAUCGUUUUAUACCUUAUGAUAUAAACGUGGUGAAACGUUUGAGCGAAUGCUUCACAUGGGUUGAUCAACCAGAGCAAGAGUUGGCCUCCACCGACGAAAGCAUUACCCUGAAGGCUCUGCGUCAAAACUUGCUUAACGCCUAUCUCCGCCAACGACUGCAAAUGGAUGAGGCCGAUUUGCAAAAGCUAUGGCGAGUCUAUUCUCGUGUACGGCACAAGAGUUUCCAAUCUGUUCAGGCUAUCAUAGAACUGUUGACCACGGAAUUAAAGUUUCCUAUAGAGCGCAUUAGGAAAAAUAGUUUCCUGCUUCACGCUGAUGCCGAUAAUGUGAGAAGAAUUUUAAAGGAGAUUCCUUUUAUAGAGAAGCAGGAUAUACGCGAUAUAGGAUAUAAGAGACCAAAGAUUCUGAUGUCGAAUUGUGAUAGUCUGAAGCAAACAUUACACCAUGUCCGAUCGUUUGGCAUUAGUGAGGACUCAGUUCUUCGAUGUCUUGAAAUAUUAACUCUGGGACCCGAUACUGUGCUAGAACGCCUCAAGGAUCUUAAUGAAAUUGACGAGUUUCAAGUAUUGGGCACUAAUCCGCGUGUCCUGAGAUUGGUUCACUAUCAGAAUAAAGCGCGACUGCGAUUGGACUAUCUUAAUCAAUUGAAAGUCAGAUGCGCCUCCUUGCAUAUUUUAUCAUGCGGUUCAGAGGCCUUUGCCAAAUUUGCCCGCGAUGGUUCCGAUCGCACCAAGGGUCGCGAUAUUGUCGUCUAUUUGGGAAAUGUAUUGAAAAAGGAUGAGCAAGUCCUGCGCAAUUUACUCUCUCGUCAUCCCAAUUGGUGUCACAUACCAGUGCUUCAUGUUAAACAAUGCCUUGAGUUUUUGCUGAGCAAGAAAUUUAAAAUCGAGGAUAUCUUUCGAAACAUACAUUUACUAUUAUAUCCCAUCAAACGCAUUGAAGAGAAACUUGUACUGCUGCAUUCAGCAGAAGCUUUAGAGGAACUUCAAUUGCCAGCAUCAAAUGUCCAUGUAUUGAGUAAUACUGAGAUUUUAACCUUAAUUUUAUAUCUCAUCGAAUCGGAAUUUCAUUUCACUGGCGAUGGCAUUUGGACGGAGCAGCACACCCAUCACGUUGAGAACUUUAAUAAUCUGCUACCCGAUUUUCCAGAAAGUCUUAAUAAGGUGUAUAAAUAUGGCGUAAAACCGUCAUCUGAGAAGUUGGCCAUGCAGGAGCACCUAUUAUGAUCGAAAAUGAGAAUCUAAGAUAUUGAAGGUAAUUGUUAUAAAUCAUCUUUGAUUUAUGUUGAAUAUAAUGAAAUCUAAAAAAGCA
This is a messenger RNA of Drosophila willistoni, 1851 nucleotides long. It is a transcript of the gene mTerf5, whose product is annotated as transcription termination factor 5, mitochondrial. The record is from RefSeq and is a predicted model, not a curated record. Gene Ontology annotation, molecular function: double-stranded DNA binding. Gene Ontology annotation, cellular component: mitochondrial matrix. Lineage: Eukaryota; Metazoa; Arthropoda; Insecta; Diptera; Drosophilidae. Gene Ontology annotation, biological process: termination of mitochondrial transcription; regulation of DNA-templated transcription. The coding region runs from base 75 to 1766 and encodes 563 amino acids. The transcript has 4 exons.